AUGGUCCUGGAAGGGAAGACAGAACCGUAUAGAAAGUGGAUCAAUAUGUCAGGAAGCCUGGCACCAUGGAAGCUAGAGAAUGAAUCUUCCUCUUUCCCCUAUACAUCCAUGUUGAAAGGGCGGGUCAUGGCUUAUGAGGUUCCAUCUUGUCAUGUGGAAGAAAAUGAGCUAGAGCUAGAGCCAGGAACUGGUGGGGUUUAUAGUUAUCCCUGGGGUCGGUGUCAUCAAGCUGAUGGAAUCCCAUCCAGUGAGUUUUCUCGAGUGUUCCGGAAUGCUGGCCUGGUCAUGGUGGUGCCGGAAGGGAUGCCUGAAGGUGCUCCAAUCGAGAUAGCCGAUGUGACGGAAGGGGAAGCUCUCGUUCUUCAAUGCCGCUUCGAUCCUCAAAGAAUCCCGCCCGACUCCGCCUUUUAUUGGCGUCAUGGGAAUGGACAGCUGGGAGACAAUGUUGCCCUCUUUGGUGUCAUUCUCGAGAAAAGCUACAGGCUGGACUAUGAGCACUCGGAAGGGAAAUAUGAUCUGCAUAUUCAAGCAUCGGAUUAUUCAAGAGACAAUGGACAAUUCCAGUGUAGUAUCCGAGAGCCGGAGACAGGUGAACAGCUAGUCCUGAAGACAUUCCAGGUGACAGUUCUCGUCGCACCAGGACCACCGAAUGUAUACCCAAGUCAGCCGGUGGUGGUGGAAGGCGCCGAAAUUGAACUCACUUGUGCAAGUCAAGGAGGAAGCCCGGACCCGCAAAUCAAGUGGUAUCGAGUAGGCAGCGAUCAACCGCUGGAAGCAAGUUUACAGCCAGGAGGAAGCCGAGAUAAGCCAACUAAGGCUGUUUUCAAACUUCAAGCCACCAAAGAUGACGAUGGCGAAGAGUUCAAAUGCAUCGUAUGGAAUCGAGCCUUGAAUGAAGGAAAAACUCUUUCCGUCACCACCAAGCUCUCCGUUCACUAUUUCCCUCGAGUGAGUGUAGGACCAGGUGACCCAGUUCGAGUGGUAGAAGGGACCCGUGCGCGAUUGGAGUGUGAAGUAGACGCCAAGCCACCUGUGGUCGGAGUUCGAUGGCUUCGCCACUCAAGAGUCCUAUCGCGUGGCUUCCAUCACGCAUUGGACAAUGUGAAGAUUUCGGAUGCCGGAGAAUACGUGUGUCAGGCGGAUAACGGCUUGGGUCAGAUGGGUCAAGGGUCAUUAGAGGUGGAAGUCUUGCACGGUCCCAGGGUAAGCGUUCAAGAGAGACUGGAAGUCCGGGAAGGAGAAACGGCUCGACUGGAAUGCACAGUCGUCUCCAAUCCUCGCCCCAUUCGAGUGGAAUGGAGGAAAAAGAGUCAUGGAAUUGGGAAGGAAGAGGAGGGAAGUAGUAGUAGCAGUAAUUUCCAUGUCCAAGGAGAGACUCUUCUCUUGAGACACGUGGAACCCCGAGAUGCGGGUUUCUAUGUCUGUACGGCGACAGUGAUAAUGGACCCAGCGCCGAAGACAGGAACAGGGAUGAGGAUGGAAAGACAAGAGAAUGCAACUUCUCAACUGGUGGUUCGUCAUGGGCCAGGAGAAGCGGAGAUUCGGACUUCGCCUGGGAUGGGGAUUGCAGGACAACCGACUCGUGGUUAUCCUCCUCCUGUUUUCACAUGGUGGAAACAGGAUUCUCCAGGAACCCCACUCGCCAUGGGACCCAACCUCACUCUCCCCAUCCUCUCUCUCGCCUCUGAGGGUGUCUAUCAGUGCAGAGCUCAAAAUGCUCUGGGGGCAUCAAGUGCCGGCUCCUAUAAUCUGGAAGUGUUUCAAGCACCCAAAAUCGUCAUGCCCAUGGCACCCCAGGCUGUCAGGAGCGUCGGAGAUCUAGGAUUUUCCAUCAAUUGCUCUGCUACGGGGAAGCCGAGCCCAAGCGUUCGCUGGUACAGGAACGGAGAAGAGAUCUCUGUAGACAGUCCUUUGUAUGAGGUCCGAAGUCACGAGCUAUUGUCCCGUGAUCCAGGAAAUACGUUGAGUACCGUAUCCACAGUGUUGAGUUUCCAAGGCCCAGGCAGAGACAGGGGCGGCCUUCUACCGAACGAUAGUGGGAGGUACUCCUGCCGCUUCUCCAAUGACGUCGAUGCAGCGGAAUCAACUCUUCAGCUCCGAAUGCAACAUGCGCCAAUUUGGGAAGGUGGACCCAAGAAGCAAGCGGGAACGGUUGGAGAAACAGUGAAUUUGGAAUGCCGCGUCCGGGCUUUCCCACGUCCUAGGUUCCAGUGGUUCAGGCCUAGAGUACAAGGUCGGAGGCAGGGAAAGCCGGAUGGGACAGGGGCAGGGGGGGUGGAGAUGGAAGUGGAAGUGGAAGUGGAAGGGAGUGCAGGAGGGAAAUACGAGAGCAACAGUACGAGCCUGGGAGGAGACGUCCAUGUGGGAGUGUUGGCGAUCAGGGAUUUGGUAGAUGAAGAUUUUGGUCCUUACAUCUGCCGGACAUCCAAUGCUCUUGGGAGGGGCGAUACCCGGAUUGUCGUAGGCCCGAGAGGCCCUCCUGACCCUCCUCUCCCUCCAAGGGCACAGGCCACUGGCCCCUCUUGGGUCCUUCUCUCCUGGCUGCCUGGAUACCACGGCGGACUCCCUCAUUCCCUAGGAUACAUGAUCUCCGUCAAGGAACUGGAAGACUCUCGUCAUGAAAUGAUGUUCGAUUGUCAAGAUAAAAUCCCAUGCAAUAUUACUGGACUUCGACCACAGACUUCCUACACGUUCAAGGUGAAGGCAUUCAAUUUGAAGGGAGAGAGUGAUUUCUCUCAUCAUUUGGACUGGAGAACGGGAAUAAGUUAUUCCCACCUUCCGGUGCCUGAAGAUGUCUACUAUGGUGAAGAGGAUGAGCUUCUCAUCUUCACUGUUCGAAAUGCACCGAUCCCACUUGUGGGAAAAGUAGAAAUCGCGAUGGGAUCCAUGGAAUGGAAGUCCUACCAAGAGAUUCCUGUAGAUGAAGAACACAUGGAGUUGAAGAUCGAGAGCGGGAAGGAAUCUGGGAUUCCCCGCAUCGGAGGUGUCCAAGUCCGCCUUUGUCUCGCCGAGAACCUCACCCUCUGUGGCGAAGUGGCUCCAGCGCAAUUUGUGACAACAGUUCCGGGGCAAAUGGUUGCGGAACGGGGAUUCCCGAUCGAAUAUCUUGUGGUCAUCGUCCUUUGCUGUGUGGCCUUCGUUGUUGCGGGGAUCAUCAUCUUGUGCUGUUGCUGCUGCCGGCGAACGGAGCCCAAAGCGACGAAAGGGGACAAGAAUUAUCGCCUUCCUAACGCCAAUGGGAUGCAUCCUAUUCCGAACCUGGUGGCACAGCAGCCGCCUCCACCGCCUCCGUAUUUCCAGACCGACGGGAAAAGAGACAGAGAACACCAUUCGCCUCCAUCCGGCGACGACGGGAUGGGGAAUUCACCUACCCACGUUUAUGGAACUGCUCAAUACGGCAUGAAUGGAGGGUGUCACGGAUACAUGGCCGUGGGAUCCACGGCAGGGGGAUCCCUCAAUUCCCAGGAUUCUCUGUGGAAACCAGGCCCGUCGGGAGAAGACUGUGCAUCUUCAUAUCGGAAUUACGAUCCCUUGGGAUUGGGGUUCUCUGGCUAUGGGGAUUAUUCUCAUUAUCCACCAAGUACUCACUCGGGUCAACCGGACUUGGAGUUCAUGCCCCAACACAUGCAUAAUAAACCGCCCAGCGCCUCCAAUGCUUUUCCGUCUCUCCUCGACCAUAACGAUUCUCUGUAUCCGAUCGGAGAAUCCGGAUAUGGAGGUGGAGGAGGAGGCAUGCCGCAGUCUGGGCUAUCGAGUUCGAUGAGGACAAUGAUGCCCAUGGACGAAUCUGGAGAGGGUGAAAUCUCCACACGCAAUAAUCGACGCAUCAUCCGGGAAAUCGUCGUUUGAACUUUCGAACGUUCGGAUGUACGAACGAAUGAAUGCCAUUCACGUGAUUCUAGUCCCACCGUGGAUGGAUCGAUUCACACGUGAUCUCAUUUACCACAGCUCUUACAAACGAUGCUUGUUAUUGCUCAAUGCCAAGUGCAGAUGAGGGAAGUAUGUUCUAGGUGUCCACUUCCCACGGGGGAUCGUGCCAUUCCUGUUCCAUGUAGCAGACGCUGUGAUAAUUUCAUUUGAUCCUCUCGUUCGGGCUUCUUUCUCCUUCCUCUCAUCCUACAAGAAGAGAGAGCUCUGAUGAUGUGGUGAAGAAGAUACUGUAUCUCAUCUCGUGUCAUAUCUUUCCUUCUCAUCUUCCCUCAUAUUUCUUUCUCUCUCUUUUUCGUUCUUCUAUAUGCAUGG
Molecule: messenger RNA, 4242 nt
Organism: Darwinula stevensoni
Lineage: Eukaryota; Metazoa; Arthropoda; Ostracoda; Podocopida; Darwinulidae
Source: the annotation of a GenBank genome assembly